AAAGAUGUAGGAAAUUGUUGUCAAACUGUUUCACAUUAUCAUUAUGCAUGGGUGUUUUGUUAAAUGUGUUCUAGCAAAAUGGAGAAAACUCCAAAACACAAUGUUCUUUUGGACAAAAUUAAAAAACAGACUCCUCUUUGCAUUGACAUUACGUAAUGAGAUUUGCUUAGCUGGUGUACAAUAUGUGUACGGAACGUCAACGUGAGAGGUGGAGCAUGAAUAAUCGGGCCUAUCAGCAAAUGCGCGUAUAAAUAAACGUUGUUGGCAAACCUACACUGCCCGCUACGGUGCUUGACUGCGUUACACCUGGCUAUGGGUUAGCUAUUAUAUAAACCAGCUACUGACGGCGUGCUAACACUGUAGCAUCUGGUUAAAUAUUGUGUGGACUUUAUUCCAGACCGUUUUUGCAGAAACAUCCUUCUGGCGCCACGAAAAACUACGAAUAGCGACGACGGGUGGUGCUAAACCAACGGAAAUAAAAGACAUCGCUAACCAGCCAGCCAACGUCUGACGGGCUUCGGGUAAAAGUGCUGUCGUUGCUGCUGAUGAUGAUGGUAGUAUGACACUACAAGAUGUAGCUUUAUAGGAAAGGGGUCAGGACUUCUUCUGAACCAGGAACCUGGAGUUUCCUGCCUGCCUGCGUGUGUCUUGACACCUUUUGCCCACCACAAUGGAGAAAAAGGAGAAGAGGCCUGGCUAUUUUGCCAGGCUGAAGAAGAGGCGACAACUGAAACAGAGCCAAUCGGAGAAAGCUGUGACUGAGGAGAACCAUUCAGAUCCAGAGUCAAAGGGACCAAUCAUCUGCGCACCCGCCCCCACUGAACAGCUUCAGGAGAAGAACCUAGAAGGAGAGAAGUGCAGCAAAACUGAGAGGACUCUGAGUGAAGGUUCAGAAAGUGAAUGCAAAUCCAAUGGCCAGGCGAAGAAAGAGAAGAGAAAGCCUCCAGGCACGAUAGAGUACACAGUGGGCCCUAAUGACACCUUGAACGGUAUUGCACUAAAGUUUAACAUCACCCCAAAUAAACUUGUGCAGCUGAACCGCCUCUUCUCUCGCAGUGUGGUCCCUGGUCAGAAACUCUUUGUUCCUGAUGUAGGCCAGUCAGAAACUGGCUCCUCAGACAACACUUCCUCUGAUUCAGUCAACAAAACGGCAUCGCAGAAAGAUUUACAGAAUGGCAAAUCUAGCUGCAGAUCUGGGACACAGCGGCAUCGGGAACUCUCUCCACCCUCAGAGGACGAGAGUCCUGCUACUGUCAAAUUCCUCAAGAUGAGCUGCAAGUACUUCACUGAUGGCAUGGGAGUAGUGGGUGGUGUGAUGAUUGUGACGCCCAACAACAUCAUGUUUGACCCACACAAGUCGGAUCCUCUGGUCAUUGAGCAUGGAUGUGAGGAGUACGGACUCAUCUGCCCCAUGGAAGAGGUGCUCUCUGUGGCUCUGUAUGACGACGUGUCCCGCAUGAAGCUCAAAGACGCAUUGCCAUCCGACAUGCCUCAGGAAAUGUGUCCAUUAUACAGGCCAGGUGAAUGGGUGGAGCUUCCAUCCGAACAUGACCUGAACCCAUUCAGCCGCUACGAGGCCCUUGGGCAACCUAACCGUCCAAUCGUAUUAGACGACAUUGAGACGACAGUUUCAGAGACAGCAGAAUGCCACCCUGCCGACAAGUCGCCAUCGGACGAAGGAUUUACUGAACUGGAGCUUGUGCAGAAUGACUCUGGAACAGAGAACGGAAGUGCAGAGAUGUCUCACAACAAGCAGAAAACUGCCAACAUCACUUGCCUCAGCCUGGAGGGGGCAUCAUUGCAGGAGGUGAGUGACUCUGAGGAGGCAAAGGUGGUAAUAUGGCCCCCCUCAGAUGAAACGGUGAAGGCUGUGAGGUCAUGUGACAAAGACCAAGAAGAGGAGGAGGAGGAGGACGAAGGACUUCAUAAUCGUUCCACGGAUGAAAAUGUGGAGACAGAUGGGAACAAACCCAGCACACUGCAUGGUGGAACAGAGCUUAAUGAAAAUGGACACAUAAUUACUACAUCAGAUGAGGUGAAAGAUACAAAAAAGACUGGGAUGCAGAUUCCUACUCUUGAAUCUUCUCAGAUGGAAGUAGCAGCUGGGGACCACAUGGGAUUGGUAAGCCCUGGCAAUAUCGCUGAAGAGAAUUGUAGUUCUUCUGGACCACGCCAUGAAGAGGACAAGGAGACAAUCAAGGGACCAAACUCAGAGCAAGAGCUGUCAGAGAGGGAGAAAGAAAGACAAACAAAUGAAGCAGAGAUGAAGUCAUGGCUGCUGAAAAGGAUGCAGGGACCAAUCGAAGACAUGCUACUUUCCACAGAGGAGAAGAGCAAGAAUCCACCCAUGUUUCUCUGCUUCAGAGUGGGGAAACCCAUGAGGAAAUCUUUUGCUGUUGGUCGGACCUCUAGUCCUGCCCACCCAUUUGGAGGCAGGGGAAAGCAACCAGAGUACUGGUUUGCAGUACCACAGGAAAGAGUGGACCACCUUUACUCAUUCUUCAUCCAGUGGUCUCCUGAUGCAUAUGGAAAAGAUGCACAGGAGCAGGGCUUCGUGGUUGUAGAGAAAGAUGAGCUUAAUAUGAUAGAUAACUUCUUCAGUGACCCAGUACCACGAAGCUGGGAGAUUAUCACAAUCAAUGAAGCAAAGAGGAGGCAGAGCUUUGGCAGCUUUGAGGAUGAGGAGCCUCUGGACUUGCUGCCUAUCCUGAUGGACCCCAGCACACUACUUGAGGACACACACAUCGAAAAGCUGGCUGCUCGGCUUCCGGCCCGGGUUCAGGGCUAUCCCUGGCGAUUGGCCUACAGCACGGUGGUGCAUGGAACCAGCCUGAAAACUCUGUACAGAAAUCUAGGGGAGGUGGACUGCCCUGUGCUGCUGGUCAUCAAAGACAUGGACAACCAGGUUUUUGGAGCUUUUUCCACUCACCCGUUCAGAGUUAGUGAGCACUAUUACGGCACAGGGGAGACCUUCCUCUACACUUUCAGCCCUGAAAUUAAGAUGUUUUGCUGGACUGGAGAGAACUCCUACUUUGUGAAAGGAAACUUGGACUCUCUGCAGAUAGGAGGUGGAGGGGGUCACCUUGGUCUGUGGCUAGACGCUGACCUGUAUCAUGGCACAACUUCCAAAUGCUCUACCUUCAACAACCAACCGCUGUCAUCACAACAGGACUUUACUAUCCAAAACCUGGAGGUCUGGGCCUUUGAGUGAGCUUGUCUGCACGUAUACGCAAACACAUACAUGGAUAUACCAGUACAUCCACAUACUGUGAGAAAUACACAAACACUUGCAUUCAGCUCAUGGCAUGUAAUAUAACAAGUCAAAACAUGCUCUAUGUAACGAUUUUAUCUCAAUAUAGGUGGCUGUUUGGAUUUACACUGUUCCAGGUGGGCACUAAUUUUGAUGUAAUAACUGUUAAUUGUACAAGUUUACCAGUUGGUAAUCAGAUGUUUUUACUGUGGGUUAAACCAGGCUGUAUUUGACUGCUUUAUACAUUUAAGCCUGGCCUAAGCUGCUGUGUUGGUCUGAGCUUGUUUAGACUUAAGGGAAUGGUAAGAGAGAAGCAGGCUUCUGUCUGUGCCUCACUCAGACUGCCUUAAUGUCGCACACCACCCUCACCUGUCCCAGCAUGCAAUAGUGUACACAAAUGCUCUGCAAAAAUAUAACCACUGCUUAGAAGGCUGUGACAGCAGAGGCUAUAUGUGUCAUGUUGCAUUACUUUAGGAACGAGUUGAAAUUUUGUGCAAAAAUUCAUUUGUAAAAUCUUGUGGGUUAGCCAAGCAGGGAUGAUGCUGUUUACAGAAGGGAAUUGAGGCCAGUGAAGCAGGAAAUGUUGUGUUUUGGUUUUUUGUUGUUUUUUUUGUUUUGUUUUGUUUUGUUUUGUUUUGUUUUUGUUUUGUUUUUUUUGGCUCUGAAGACAGAGUGGCUUGACUGAAGGUGACUAGUAAGGAUGCUGUCCAUAUGAAAGAUUCCAUUUGAGAAAAGGGAAGCAAGAAAACCAUUGUCUUUGACCAAAGUGUUUCAUGUAGUUUUCAUGUAAAUUUAUUUUAUUGUUUGUGUUUUUUAUGUUUUGAAAUUAAAUCUUUUCUUUUUUAAUGGAAUGUUGAACAUAAUCCCUAUAUGUGAGAACUGUCACUUUUGGUUUUGUAUGUUUUUGUGAUUUGUUUGGUCAACAUUGAGAGAGUGUGAAAGCACUUACUGGAAGUAAUGUCAGUAUUAUAUUGUGUCACUGUUAGCAUUGCUCCCUAUUUCACUGGUAGUGUUAGAGAGCUUUCACAUAUAGAUUUCAUACACAAAUAGCAAAACCAUUUCUGGGAAGGUGUCAAAGAGGUGUUAAAUAGAAAAAUGCUAGCCUUGCUGAUGAUGAGGAUUGAAAGCUAACAGUGGCCAGCUGGCACUAUUCUAUAAUGCUAACUAGUUUUCAUCCAUGGGUAGAAGGGCUGCACAAUAUGGACCAUAAACCAAUUACUACCUGUUGUGAUUGCAUAUAGUUGAAGAUUGGCCGGCAAUGUUUGACCAAAAUCAUCGUUUUGAUGGAUCAUGUAAAUGCCUUGACUCUUCUGAACACCCUACUCUACACAAUAAAACACUGUGAUUGAUAAGCUCAUUUGCAUUUCGCAGUGGAGUGCCAGUAUCUUGAUAACGAUUAACAAACAGUGUAUGUUGAAGCCCAAAUGGUUAGCUUUGUUAGCAUUUUUAGUUAAGAACUUAUCCUAUGACAUGCCCUUUGCUCAAACAGAUUUGCUUAUUUCUGGCUAUGAAAUAUUACAUUUAAAUGUAAGAAGCACCAUUGCAUUGGCACGUGUGAAUGUUAUACUGUUACUUCUUUUGACCAUGUAAAAUUGCAAAUAGAAGCUAACAUGUUGAAAUGAAGUGUCGUUGAGCCUGUAUCACUUGAUUUUGCCAGGUUUGCAAGAGGGAGCCAAAGUGAAGUUGAAAAUGGGGAGAGAAACAGAUUUGUAAAGGGACAGUCUUUGUCACGUGGUUCAUGAUUGGGUCCUAUCACUACAGUCCUAUGUGUCUUUUUGUGGUUAGCUAGCCUAUCGGUGUCUUGAGUCCUCCAUUACCUUCGACUAACCUUCAGUUUACUCAUUGUGCUUGGUCAUUUCAUUUCAUUACAAGACAGCAGCGUGCACACUAACUACCCACUGGCUCAUGUUAAACAGCCCUCUGUAUGUUUAAAUGCCCCAUGUAUAGGGGAAAAAUUGUCUACAAAACAUUUCACUUUAAAUGUUCCAAAGAGUGUUUGUUUCUGUUAAGCUCUUUGAAUCCAAAACUUAUUGAUGUCCAGUUCUAUGUAGUUAUCACCAUUGAAUGUUCUAUUUAUUGUUGCUAUGUUGGAGUGAAUUAAAUAAAGAAAUAAAGCGUAAUGACACUCA
Molecule: messenger RNA, 5379 nt
Organism: Colossoma macropomum (tambaqui)
Lineage: Eukaryota; Metazoa; Chordata; Actinopteri; Characiformes; Serrasalmidae
Gene: ncoa7b
Product: nuclear receptor coactivator 7
Exons: 16
Coding region: 671-3211 (846 amino acids)
Biological process (GO): regulation of transcription by RNA polymerase II; response to oxidative stress
Cellular component (GO): nucleus
Source: RefSeq, a predicted model, not a curated record